AAAAAAAGGACUCAGUAGAACCAAAAUGUUAUUGUAAUACUCAUCACUGCUUGAUAUUUCGUUGCUUUGGAGAGGUGUAGAGAUUGCACGCGUCGCUUCUUCGGCUCCUUCGUGGCUGUUCGACUUCGCUCCUUCGACGAAUUUCCCUUGCUGUCGGAUCGGAAGUUGCGACAUUUUGGUCGGAAGCAAGAACGGGAGCUCGCUGGCUGUGAAGGUAACUUUCUCCCUUUCGCGCGCUUCUUCGGCUAAAUCCCGUUAAAUCCACCGAACCGAGGGAUUUAAUAAAUCUGGGAUUUAAGCCGUAAAUCCCUAAGUUCGGGAUUUAUGAAAUCCCGGGAUUUAGCCCCUAAGAAAACCGUUUGGCUGGAUUUAGUGUAAAUCCGACUUAAAUCCCAGAUAUAUCCGAUACCAAACAGUCCCUAAGAAAGAUACCGAUUACUUCGCCGGAGUGGAAUUAAGUACACGAUCGUGAUGGCGAAGCCUGCACCGGGUUGUUUUACACUCCAGAAGAGGAAACGCCUCCUCCUAAUCUUCGUCGCUAUUUGUUUCUCCGUUGCUGUCUUUUUCUGUUUCCGUGGCACCCUCGACACCUGCGAUUUCCGCCGGGACAGCGUUGCAGCUUCAGUAGCGGUGGCUAUGGAUAUGGCUCGCAACCUACCUCCAGACGGUAAUCUAGAGAAGAAUCCGCUCGAUUUCAUGAGGUCCAAGCUUGUGCUUCUCGUCUCCCAUGAGUUAUCCCUUUCAGGCGGACCGUUGCUGCUAAUGGAGUUAGCUUUUCUCUUAAGAAAUGUUGGUGCCCGAGUUAUAUGGAUCACAUAUCAGAAACCUGCUGAAGAGAAUGAAGUAAUUCAUACUUUGGAGCAUAAGAUGAUGAACAGGGGUUUGCAGGUCCUUUCCGCUAAGAGCCAAGAAGCAAUUGAUACUGCUCUCAAAGCUGAUAUGAUUGUUUUAAACACAGCCGUUACCGGUAAAUGGCUCGAUGUUGUGCUUAAGAAACAUCUCUCUCAAGUUCUUUCAAAGAUUCUAUGGUGGAUUCAUGAGAUGCGAGGACAUUACUUCAAAUUGGAUUACGUCAAGCAUUUGCCUUUUGUUGCUGCUGCGAUGAUUGACUCCUACACAACAGCUGAAUACUGGAAGAACAGAACACAAGAACGUUUAGGUAUCCACAUGCCAAAAACGUAUGCCGUUCAUCUUGGAAAUAGCAAAGAACUGAUGGAAAUUGCUGAAGAUUAUCUUGCCCAACGGGUUCUUCGGGAGCACAUACGGGAAUCACUUGGAGUUCGAAGCGAAGAUCUCCUCAUUGCCAUUAUAAACAGUGUAUCACGUGGAAAGGGACAAGAUUUAUUCCUUCAGUCAUUUUAUGAAAGUCUUCAAUUGAUCCGAGAGCAGAAGUUCGAAGUGCCUGCAAUUCAUGCUGUAGUAGUUGGCAGUGAUAUGAAUGCCCAGACGAAGUUUGAAGGAGAACUAAGAAACUUCGUGGCAAGGCAAGGAAUUCAGGACAAAGUUCACUUUGUCAAUAAGACGCUUACAAUUGCUCCGUACUUGGCUGCAAUUGAUGUGCUUGUUCAAAAUUCUCAGAGCGGGACGGGUUCACUACACUAUUCACCGCCCAGAGCCCGGAGCUGCAUCAUGCUGUUCUGGAGGUCACUUAGCUAUCAUCAGGAGAACCAGGUAGUCGUUGCAGCAGCACAGCUGCUUCCCAACUGAUGUCUUUUUUCUACAUGAAUUCUUGAAUAAUCUUUCUAUAUCGAGUUGCUGUUUGAUAUUUUUUCAGCUGCAUGUUGACUGUCUUUCUAGUGUUUGUUCAAAUGCCUAACGGAGAAAAAACAACUAAGUGUCAGUACCGUUAAAAUGAUAUUUAAAUUUCAUUUACAGUCUUUAUUAAGAGCUUUAUAAAAAAAUGCUAAAACUUAUAUCCAACAACAACAACAACAUAAAGCCUUUAUCCCACUGCGGGGUUGGGCUACAUGAAUUAUUUUUCUCCAUUAUGAUCGGUUAAAAGUUAAAUUCUUAUUUAAAUCUAAUAAAAAAAGGUCAGUUCUAAUAUUUUCUAACAAAAUCUUGUAUCCAAAGAGAAUAAUUAAAUCUAACAAAAAUUCUAAUCAUGAAUAAGAGAAAUUUUAUAAAAAAUAAUGAUGGGCCCAAAAAAAGGAUGUGAGCUCUGUUCAGCACUUUAGUGGUCUGGUUUAACACCUUUAAGUAGCCUAUAACCAAUUUGUGUUUGGCUGGCUUAUUUGAUUUGAAUGGUUGUACUGCAUCAUCUAAUUUAUGAGUCUUCAUUUGGUGGUUCUUUUAGCUAUUUCAAUUUUCAAAAACAUGACAUCACAUUUUUUAUUUGUAUCGAAACAUGCGACACAAUUUUAAAUAGUUUAUGCAUCAUUUUACUGGUUUCAGGAUCAUUAGCAACACAUUAGUAGAGCAUCUGUGAUUUUAUUUGAUUUUGAAAAGCACUAAGAAGCACCAAAACAUAUUCAGCAAAAACAUAUUUAUUUACCAAAAGGACUCUUGAAUGUAAGGGUCAGAGUUCUUCACUAACGAGAAGUUUCAGGUUGCGUUUGUUUGCCACUAUCUAUUUAUUUUUGCUAAUGCUUCCGUAAACUUUUUCGUUGAAAUGACACUUUUUAUAUAAUGAACAUCAACAUAGAUGCACUUGUUGCUGUUCCUGGGAUUAUAAAUGUGUUAGAUGUCCUCAAUGCAGAUUUCUAAUCUCCCUUCCUGC
Messenger RNA from Dendrobium catenatum, 2719 nucleotides. RefSeq lists its product as uncharacterized. Gene Ontology annotation, molecular function: glycosyltransferase activity. The coding region runs from base 472 to 1707 and encodes 411 amino acids. The transcript is spliced from 6 exons. The record is from RefSeq and is a predicted model, not a curated record. NCBI's taxonomy places the organism in Eukaryota, Viridiplantae, Streptophyta, Magnoliopsida, Asparagales, Orchidaceae.